Juglans microcarpa x Juglans regia is the source of this 1380-nucleotide messenger RNA. RefSeq lists its product as uncharacterized. Bases 1 to 1380 code for a protein of 459 amino acids. The transcript is spliced from 6 exons. Lineage: Eukaryota; Viridiplantae; Streptophyta; Magnoliopsida; Fagales; Juglandaceae. The record is from RefSeq and is a predicted model, not a curated record.
AUGGCGAAGCUAAAAUGGAAGUUGGAGGGUGAUUGUAACUCAAAAUUUUUUCAUGCUUGUUUUGCUAAUAAGGGAAGGAAAAGAGUGCUGGAAAUGCGAUUGAAUGGGGUGGUUCAUGAGAGCCUGGAAAGCAUACAUCAAGGGGCAGUGGAGUUUUUUCAAAAUUCACUUCAAGGAGAGCCAACCAUGGAACAACCUAGCCUGGAAGGGCUCAUUGAUCUGGUCAUUCUUGAAGAGGAAAAUGUCUCUUUGCUUCAGCCGCUUACGUUAAAGGAAGUGUUUGAGGCCUUAUCAUCCAUUCCAAAUCAUAGUACUCUAGGGCCUGAUGGAUUUGGAUCGGGUUUUUAUAAAAGUAGUUGGGAGGUGGUUAAGAUUGAUGUCUGGAAGGCAGUAUUGGAAUUCUUUAUGACUAAGGAUCUUCCAAAAUUUUCCACGGCCUCAUACUUGGUUCUUAUACCAAAGAUGGAGUCGCCCACAGGUUUUGAUAAAUUUCGCCCUAUCAGUCUUUGUUCUGUCUUUUAUAAAAUUUGCUCCAAGAUUAUUGUCUCUCGAUUAACAGUGGAUAUGGCGAAAGCUUAUGAUCGGGUGGAUUGGGGGUUUUUGAUAUUGGUAUUACGAAGCCCUUGGUAUUCGGUCAUGAUGAAUGGUACCGUUAAGGGUUUCUUUCCAGGUGGUCGAGGUCUUCGUCAAGGUGAUCCUCUGUCUCCUUAUUUGUUUAUCAUUCAACAAGAGGUCCUAUCCCGGUUGAUCCAUAGGAGUGUGCGAGAGAAUCAGUUUGGGCUAUUCUCUCAGGCCAGAGGUAUGCCUAUUAUCUCUCUCUUGAUGUAUGCUGAUGAUGUUAUGGUAUUUUCUAAUGGAAGUCAAAGGCGGAAGCAAUGGCUUUUACGUCAGAUGGGCUUUAUGGAAGGGAUAUUCCCUUUCAAAUAUUUAGGAGUGUCGAUAAUUCGAGGGCAAUUGAAACAGGCUCAUUUAGAAGAUAUGGUGAAUAAAGUUCCUCAAGUUACUAUUGCCAAGAUUCAAAGAUUGAUGAGCUCAUUCUUUUGGGGAGAAGCUGAUGGGCGAGAUAAAAGGAAAUGGUUGGCUUGGAAUAAGAUUUGUAAUCCUGUGGAAGAAGGAGGACUUAGUAUACGAAGUCUUCAGGACAUUCAGAAAGCCUUGCAUAUGCGCUUUGCUUGGAAUCUUAUUCAAGAUAUUAAUCAUGUGCUUUUUGAGGGUGAAUUUCCACAAAGAGUGUGGUCCUUCUUUGGAAAUCUUUUUGGUAUACCUCUUGGUAAAUCUUGGAAACAGCAUGUUGGGAUUUGGUUUAGGCGUGCUAGCUCCUCUUCACAGGUGGGCUUUAUUGUUGGAAUACUUCCCAUUAUUGUUACUUGGCGUCUAUAG